AUGGUAAGCUCAUCACAGCCGACCCCGUCACCACCCACCACCAAACAAGCUAACACGCUCUCCCAUCAGUCCUCCCCCUUCGACAUCAACGGCGGCGCCUGCGUCGCCAUGGUCGGCAAAGACUGCGUCGCCAUCGCCUGCGACCUGCGCCUCGGCAUGCAAGCCCUGACCGUGUCCAACAACUUCCCCAAGAUCUUCACCUACGGUCCCUCCGUCUAUCUCGGCCUCACCGGUCUAGCCACCGACGUCCAAACCGUCUCCGACACCUUCCGCUACAAAGUCAACAUGUACCGAUUGCGAGAAGAGAGGGAUAUUUCACCGCAAACGCUGGCGAAUCUGGUGAGCUCGAGCUUGUACGAGAAGAGAUUUGGGCCGUGGUUUGUCAGUCCCGUGCUGGCGGGUAUCAACCAUACGACGGGGAAGCCGUUCAUUUGUGGUUUUGAUAGUAUUGGGUGCAUUGAUUUCGCAAAGGAUUUCAUUGUGGGUGGGACGGCGAGUGAUCAGUUGUUUGGUACUUGUGAGGGGUUGUGGGAGCCUGACUUGGAACCAGAUCAACUCUUCGAGACCAUCUCACAAGCACUGCUCAAUGCCGUCGAUCGAGACGCUUUGUCAGGCUGGGGCGCACACGUGUACAUCAUCGAGAAGGACAAGGUCACCAAGCGGUUACUCAAGGGCAGGCAGGAUUAA
Cyphellophora attinorum is the source of this 687-nucleotide messenger RNA. Its product is annotated as Proteasome subunit beta type-3. Gene Ontology annotation, cellular component: proteasome core complex; proteasome core complex, beta-subunit complex. The transcript is spliced from 2 exons. Gene Ontology annotation, biological process: proteasome-mediated ubiquitin-dependent protein catabolic process. Bases 1 to 687 code for a protein of 228 amino acids. NCBI's taxonomy places the organism in Eukaryota, Fungi, Ascomycota, Eurotiomycetes, Chaetothyriales, Cyphellophoraceae. The record is from RefSeq and is a predicted model, not a curated record.